AUGGGAGAAUAUCUUCUCGUGCUCGCCGUGGGCGCCAUUUGCUUGGUGCUUUACAUGGUUAGGCUGAACUGGGUGCUUUCACACACACCUCAGGAGGUGGUUGAUCGUGCGGGAGAGCCGCUGACGAGAGACCACGUCCGAGAUGUAUUUGAGCGGGUGAGGAGGGAGGGGAUUGACUGGGAGGGGAAGCUGCCGCGUCGUAAGGAUAGACGGUAUAUUGUGGUAGGAGGCUCUGAGGAAGACUUUUCACACGGAGCAGCGUCAAAAGUGGCUUUUAUCCAGAUUGACAUUACCAACGAAGCGGAAAUUCUUAAAGCAUACGAAGCCCCUUGGCCAGACGCAGUGGCCAGUCUGCCAUUGACAGUCUUUCACACGGCGGGCGUGAUCCGUCCGUUUGAGCGGUACGAGAUGUUCCACGAGCGAACUUCGCGAGUCAACGUUACUGGCACGGCACACUCUCUUCUGGCAGCGAAGAAGGUUGGCGCCGGAAUCUUCAUAUACACGUUUAGCUUAAACGCCGCUUUGAAGCAAGUCAAGUGGCUGUUUGCGCCGUGGGGAAGGACGCAGCAACCUCGGGGAUUUAUACAGGAUCUUGAUGAUCGGGACUUUUUCGAGCCACUGCGGCCACCACAUACGUUUCUGACCAAUUAUGCGCAGAGCAAGGCCGAGUCAGAGAGGCUGGUCUGUGAUGCAGACGAGAGAGAUGCCCGUCCAGGCAUGCCGGUGCUACGCACAGGCGCGAUUCGUCCUGGAAAUGCUGUUUAUGGGCACAGAAACGAAAGUAUCAACUGGGUACAUGUCGAGAACGCCUCGCUGGCGCAUCUGUUGCACGGAGACGCGCUGCUGGGCGAAAAUGCGGCCAAGGUUGCCGGACGGCCGUUUACCGUGACGGAUAGAGGAAAGCCAGUGAGGUUUGGUGACAUCCACCUCCUCCUGGAUACGGUGAGUACGACGGGGCCGCGCAUGAGUUAUCCGCCGCCGGUGCUGAUGCUGGUGCUCUCGUAUUUGGUGGAGUGGUAUGGCCUCUUGGUGAAUGCGGUGCCGUUUCUGGAUAGAUUUUUGAGUGAGCCUGGAGAGCUUAUUAGGUGGGUUCAGUCGGGGGGUUAUGCAACGAGGUUGAAUUAUUUUGUGGAAUGA
Molecule: messenger RNA, 1137 nt
Organism: Trichoderma harzianum CBS 226.95
Lineage: Eukaryota; Fungi; Ascomycota; Sordariomycetes; Hypocreales; Hypocreaceae
Exons: 3
Coding region: 1-1137 (378 amino acids)
Source: RefSeq, a predicted model, not a curated record